Molecule: messenger RNA, 1537 nt
Organism: Apus apus (common swift)
Lineage: Eukaryota; Metazoa; Chordata; Aves; Apodiformes; Apodidae
Gene: CCDC17
Product: coiled-coil domain containing 17
Exons: 9
Coding region: 99-1487 (462 amino acids)
Source: RefSeq, a predicted model, not a curated record
ACACCGCGGCCGCAGCCCCCGGCAGGAGGACACCCCGGGUGCCCGUCCCCGGCAGCAGGACAGCCCGGCUCCCCGCGGACGCGCCGUCGGCGGGCUGCAUGGCGGGCCGGGGGGGCUUCCCCUGCCCGCGCUGCCGCAUGGCGCUCGGCUCCCGGGCCCUGCUGCGGGCGCACGAGGAGAAGCUGUGCCUCGGCACCGGCAGCGCCGGCCGCCCCGGAGGGGACGUGUCUGCGAAGGGGGCUCCGGACACGGCGGGGAGGCCGCAGGACGCCUCGGUCGAGGUGUCCCAGCACGGGGCCUGCUCCGAGCCACGCCGUCUCCUGGUGCUUCCCGGGCCCCCCCGGGCCGUGCCGGGGCAGGGGGGCCCGGGGCGGGCGCAGGGGGCUCCCCUGGGGGCCGUGCUCACCCCCCGCGAGCGGGCCCUGCUCCGCGGGGCUGACCCCCCUGCCAGGAGGCUGGCAGCAGAGCAGGGGCGGCCCAGCCCGCAGGCAGCCCCGCCGCGGGGGCAGCAGGAGCAGCUGGAGGCUCACAAGCGCCAUGUGGCGGAAAUCCAGGCCAAGAUCCAGCAGCUGGAGCUGCAGAGAGAGGGGCUGUGCCAGAGGCUGGCGGCACUUCGGGCCAGGGCAGCUGCGGAGCCCCAACCCCAGCAGGGAGAGCUGGAGAUGAUCCAGGCCCCGGAGGUUCUGCAGCACCAGGGCAGAGGGCUGGCACACGAAAGGGCCGCGCUUCGCCUCGACACCCUCCUGCCAGCCGCCGGGCCGCUCGCUGCCGAGGCCAGGGCGCUGCGGCUGGCCUACUUGCGCGCUGGAGGACACGACCCAGCCAUCCUGGCCCAGCUUGUCCACCUCCAGAUGGAGGCCAUGGUGCUGGAGAAAGGGUCUACAGGUCUGCACAGGAGGAUGGGUGAGCCCCAGCCCAGAGCCCAUCCCCUGGCAGGGACCCUAGCUCCACCGCCAGCAGCUGAGGUACCCCUGGCUGUGCUGGCAGAACCCCCGGGCACUGGUGCACCAGGCCUGGACACGGCACUGCUGGCUGUGGAGCUGGAGAAUCGGAGGCUGGAAGAUGAGCUCCUGGCAUUAAAGGUCAGGAGGGAGAGAAGAGCUGAUGCCGGCUCGCAGGUGGCCCGGUGGCACGCAGAGGAGCUGGCCCAGCUCCAGGCAGAGGUGGGGAUGCUGCGACAACACACGGAGCAGACGGGGCCACGGCUGCCCCCCAGUAUCCUCCCACCCCCGGUGGCCCCCCCACUCCCACCAGCCCUGGCUGCACCAGAGAUUUUUAUGGAGGCCCCUGGGCCAGCACUGGGGACAGGCAGCCCCAAAGCCCGCAGCCACACCCUUGGCCCCUCCAGCCUCCCCCUCACCUCUUUUGCAGCCCUGGAGGACCCUCCUCCUGCUCGGGAGCCCCCAGCACAGCACAAACCUCCCCAAAGGGGAAGUCUCACAAGCAGCUCACGCCUCAACCCCAGGAACAAACAAAACCCAUGGUGAGAUUCUCUCUGCUAUGGUGGGGCCAUGCUGAGCGUUUUAAUAAAUAGCUU